UGUCUGUGAAUGCUUGUGGAGUUGGAAGUGGAUCUAGAAUCUGAGUCUAAAUUUCAUGAAGCUCUGUCCAUAUUCGAUCAGGAGGGCAGUGAGCUGAGAUUGACCCUGUGUACGUGUACCGGUACCGUACUACCUGUAGAUUUAAAUUAAGGAAAGCUGUACAUACAAAGAAUGACGGAAGGUGGUGGUGUUGGAGAAAAUGACCCAGCUCAAGGUGAUGCAGGUCAACCCAAAAGUUGGUGGGAAAAACAGAGGAGAGAAGCUGCCUCAUUUUCCGUAGAAGACUGUCCAGAAUGCAGAUAUGUAGGAGGUUUUGGCAUGUAUGGAGCUGCAUUGUACGUGGGAUAUACAAGUAUCAGAAGGCAGAAACUGGCAGGAAGAACAUUAUGGGGUGCUGUACCAGCUCUAACUGUAUCUGCUGUAAUGGUCGGUCUUGGAACUGCCCGUCUUCUUCGCAUCAACCCCUUCAGUAGCAGUGGAAAUGAGUUGGGGAUAGACCUGGUUGACCAAGCUCUUCGGAACCUUGUACAGCCAGCAGACAAUGAACACAAAAAUGACAAUGUGGAGAGAUGAUGAAAACUAAGUUUUCCAGAGACACUAAUAUGUUUGAAAAGGAUCACGAGUCUUUAUUUGUUACACUGAUAGCUCAACCCUGAAGUCAUCAUGAGAAGGAUAUUAUUGGCUGUGCAGAAUAGGCAAGUAUUUCUUCAUGCCAGGAGCAGCCAUAAUGUUGAUGUCUCGUCAGAUUAUUCUUUUCAAUGUCAUCUUGAGUCACAUUACGGGGGGGGGGGGGAUACAGGGAUCCUGACAUUCAUUUGGUGUACAAGGAUGUGCCACUGUUUUUUUUUUUUUUUUUUUUUUUAAGAAUGAUCCUUGAACAAUUUUUACAGAAAAGCACAAGAUCCUUGAAGUUAUAUUGUUAUAAUCAUGUACACUGGACCUGCUAUGUGUUCUAAUUAAAUAUUCAAGCCAAAGA
Molecule: messenger RNA, 976 nt
Organism: Lytechinus variegatus (green sea urchin)
Lineage: Eukaryota; Metazoa; Echinodermata; Echinoidea; Temnopleuroida; Toxopneustidae
Exons: 3
Coding region: 172-573 (133 amino acids)
Source: RefSeq, a predicted model, not a curated record